Callithrix jacchus (white-tufted-ear marmoset) is the source of this 1902-nucleotide messenger RNA. It is a transcript of the gene NRBF2, whose product is annotated as nuclear receptor binding factor 2. Gene Ontology annotation, biological process: autophagy. NCBI's taxonomy places the organism in Eukaryota, Metazoa, Chordata, Mammalia, Primates, Cebidae. The record is from RefSeq and is a predicted model, not a curated record.
GUCAUGGCGCUGUGCGUGGCCGUGGCGGCGGCGCAGGGGGCGGGCUCGCGGCGCAGCGCCGGAGGAGGAAGUGGUGAGGUUGUUGCUCCCUCUGCGCCCACCACUGGCUCUUGGGGCGCAGAGAGGGGCCGCGGUCUCCGCGGCUGCGUCGCGCUCCCUUGCAGUCCCCUCCAUGUUCCCCGGCGCCACAGCUUCCCUUCCUAAGGCCACCGCUUGCCCCGGGGUCUAUGGAAGUAAUGGAAGGACCCCUCAACCUGGCUCAUCAACAGAGCAGACGAGCAGACCGUUUAUUAGCUGCAGGCAAAUACGAAGAGGCUAUUUCUUGUCACAAAAAGGCUGCGGCGUAUCUUUCUGAAGCAAUGAAGCUGACACAAUCUGAGCAGGCUCAUCUUUCACUGGAAUUGCAAAGGGAUAGCCACAUGAAACAGCUCCUCCUCAUCCAAGAGAGAUGGAAAAGGGCCCAGCGUGAAGAAAGAUUGAAAGCCCAGCAGAACACAGACAAGGAUGUAGCUGCCUAUCUUCAGGCAUCUCACAAGCCCUCUGCAGAGGAUGCAGAGGGCCAGAGCCCCCUUUCUCAGAAGUACAGCCCUUCCACAGAGCAACGCCUGCCUGAGAUGCAGGGGAUCUUUGACAGGGAUCCAGACACACUACUGUAUUUACUUCAGCAAAAGAGUGAGCCAGUGGAGCCAUGUAUUGGAAGCAAAGCCCCAAAAGAUGAUAAAACAAUUAUAGAGGAGCAGGCAACCAAAAUUGCAGAUUUGAAGAGGCAUGUGGAAUUCCUUGUGGCUGAGAAUGAAAGAUUAAGGAAAGAAAAUAAACAACUAAAGGCUGAAAUGGCCAGACUUCUAAAAGGUCCAUUAGAAAAGGAGCUGGAUGUAGAUGCUGAUUUUGUAGAAACGUCAGAGUUAUGGAGCUUGCCACCACAUUCAGAAACUGCCACAGCCUCCUCAACCUGGCAGAAGUUUGCAGCAAAUACUGGGAAAGCCAAGGACAUUCCAAUCCCCAAUCUUCCUCCCUUGGAUUUUCCAUCUCCAGAACUUCCCCUUAUGGAGCUCUCUGAGGAUAUUCUGAAAGGAUUUAUGAAUAAUUGAAAUGGAAGGCCACAGAAGAGGAGGGGAGAAGAGGAAAUAAUACAGUAGUAGUUAAUUCAGCAAAAAGAAUGAAAAGGGAAAAACCACAUAGAAGGGUCAUCCCGGAAAUGCUUCAUCAUCUGGCGGACUGUGAGAGAAGAGGCAUUGCCAGGACUUGGGAAACAGUCACUGUGAAAUGUGUCUCGUAUCUGAUUCACUGACUUGUGCUAAUGAUUCCGACUUGGCAGACACUAAACUCAUGGAGGGUUCACUUUCUCCUGAUACAAACCAAAUGGCUACCUGGAAUAAUUUUUUUCAAGCAACAAUUAUUUUUCUUAUCUUCAGGGUUAAAAUGUUUAAAAGUAUGUUAUGCGUAAUUAAUCUAUAAUGCCAUAAAUGAUAAUGCAAAACCUAAAUAAUAUGGUGGCCCGAGGGGCUGCCUUCUAUUUGAAACAAGCUUUCUAUCAUGCAUUGAAUGUGUGCGUUUUGUUAAUGCACAUUUUGUUUGUUUAAAUAAGGUGUGUAAGACACACACCCUUCUUGAUGAAACUAUAUGUGCCACACUUUGCACUACUCAUAACCUCAAGACUAUCAGGAGAAAUAUUUAAAUUUCCAUUUUAUGAAGAAAGGAACCAAAUUAUUAUGCUUUUUUAAACAAAUUACCAGUUUACAUAAUUAAUCAGGGUGCAUUUUAAGUUCUAACUUUAUUGUAUAAUGCAUCAUUUGAAAAUAACAAGGAGAAAAUACCCUUUGUUUUAAAUGAUGCAAGAGUGGGAAUAAUGCAAGUUGGCAGUAUUUGAUUGUAAGAAAUCAAUAAAGUAAUUACGUUUUA